AUGGCAGACAUAAAAAAGAAGUGCAUUUUAGUUGGAGAUGGUGCUUGUGGUAAAACCUGUCUCUUCAUGGUCUUCAGCAAAGACGAGUUUCCAGAAAGCUACAGUAAUCCUUUGCUAGAAAAAUAUGUAACUGACUAUGAAGUUGAUGGAAAGCAGAUUGAGUUAACAGUACAGGAUACUCCGGGACAGGAAGACUACGACAGAUUGCGUUCAAUGUACUAUCCGGAUACAGACGUCGUACUUAUAUGCUUCUCUAUAAAUAGCCCUAGUACUUUAGAAAAUACUGCAGCAAAAUGGGCACCAGAAACCAAGAACUUCUGUCCCAAUGCUCCCAUUGUUCUGGUAGGCAUCAAGAAAGACACAAGAAACGACCCCAAUGAAAUAAAGCGACUCCAUGAAAUGAAACGGGAACCGGUCACAUCACAAGAGGGUCAGGCGAUGGCCAAAGAAAUCCAAGCUUUUGCUUACAUUGAGUGCUCGGCUAAAACGAAGGAGGGGGUGAAGGAGGUUUUUGAGACGGCCGCAAGGGCGGCUCUUCAAGUUGAGUUGGCAUUAUGGGAUACAUCAGGGAAAAGAGAAUACGACAGACUUCGCCUUCUCUCGUACCCCAACGCAGACGUCAUUCUUCUCUGUUACUCCAUCGACAACACUGAGAGUUUAGCAAAUAUCUCAGAAAAAUGGGUACCGGAAGUUAAACUCUAUUGUCCAAAUACCCCCAUGAUUUUAAUUGGAAACAAAAAAGACACCAGAAAUGUCGAACGCUCACAAAAAGAACAAGAACCAGUCAAGUUAGAAGAUGGAAAGGCGAUGGCCGAAAAAAUCAAUGCUCUCGCCUACACUGAGUGUUCGGCUAAAACGAAGGAGGGAGUAAGAGGACUGUUUGAAACAGCCAGUCGGGCGGCUCUACGAGGCAAGAAUACAACGAAGAAUGAGUGUCUAUUGCAGUGACAAUGUUAAGAAAGGAUAUUGUCUUUUUGUGCCAAAUAAAUUUGUCUUAAUUGUUGAAAAUCUGAUAUGAGAUUUGUGCUUGUCUAAAAAGAAACUUGAGGUGAAAUGGGACACCUGUCAAUAUUCAUGCAAAUAAAAGGA
This is a messenger RNA of Magallana angulata, 1089 nucleotides long. RefSeq names its product ras-like GTP-binding protein Rho1. Lineage: Eukaryota; Metazoa; Mollusca; Bivalvia; Ostreida; Ostreidae. Gene Ontology annotation, biological process: small GTPase-mediated signal transduction. The coding region runs from base 1 to 948 and encodes 315 amino acids. The record is from RefSeq and is a predicted model, not a curated record. Gene Ontology annotation, molecular function: GTP binding; GTPase activity. The transcript has 3 exons.